CUCCCUCCCUCUCUCUCUCAGACUCUCACGACUCCAAAGCAAAAGGUUCCAAGACUCUCUCUCUGACUUUCUCAUCUCCCGCCGUGUCACCGUCGUUACGUCACCAUCUCCGGCCACGGUUGGUGGAAAAUGGGAAGAGCGUUCGGGAUCGAACUCGAGGGAGCAGUGUAUACAUGCAAAUGGUGCGACACACAUCUCGGAGUCCCCAGUGAUAUCAUCUCUAAGGAGACCGAGGAUGGUUGCCUCGUAUAUGUGUUCAGUAGACUCUACAAUACAAUAAUUCUGGCUGAAGCAACUGGUGACUUCCAUGAUAUCUUUUGUGUCGGUUGUUCCAACGACAUCGGCAUUUAUGGCGUAAGUGAUCCAAAUAGUUUCAGGGUUUUGAGGAGCGAACUCCAUGGACCGGAAGGAAGCGAUGAUGAGGUUUAGGAGUUGGUAUGUGCUAAGAAAAUGUAGAAAGUAUAUGUUUUUGAAUUUCAUAUUACUUUGUAUGGUGUGUGAAUAGUCUCAAGAAUAAAUCACAUAUUCUUCCUUAUGGGAUUUUGAUGACAUUUGAAAGUUCUUAUUUUGUUGCUAAAAAAAAAAAAGUUCUUAUUUUUACACU
This is a messenger RNA of Brassica napus (rape), 604 nucleotides long. Its product is annotated as protein yippee-like At3g55890. The coding region runs from base 130 to 429 and encodes 99 amino acids. NCBI's taxonomy places the organism in Eukaryota, Viridiplantae, Streptophyta, Magnoliopsida, Brassicales, Brassicaceae. The transcript has 6 exons. The record is from RefSeq and is a predicted model, not a curated record.